UCCCCUAAUUCUGUAUCGAAGAGUGCGGUCGGACUGUCAGAGUUGGAGUGGAACUCUGUUAUUCUAGUAUAGCGUAAAUUUCAAUCGUGUAUCUAAAAUCGUAUGAAGCAGUUUUGAAAAAAUAAAAUAAUUUUGGUUAUCUUCACAUAGAAGACUUUGUGAGAUAUAUUUCAAAGUAAUUGCAUUUUCUACGAAGUUAAUCUAAUAUUGCCUGAAUAUCUCUCAAAAUGUAUAAAUGGAAAAGGAAGAUACAGCACCAAAGCUAUCAAGAUAAUGAUCGCCAUUCAGAUUUCAAACUGCCCAAAGUAUUUCAAAACGCAGGAAAUGCCAAAACAAGAGCAGAAGAUUAUUCUUUCCAUAUAUUUGUACGUUCCUCAAUGCUGGCAUCAUCUAUGGAAAGAAAUUCAAUUGGAAAAAUUCAAAUAUCUCCAGCAAAGCUAAUUGAAAUCAAUAAUUUAUUGAAGCAUCUUCCACCUAUAGAGGAUGUUCCAUAUGAGAGGAUGGUUAAUUCCUUGUUUAAAGUCCAUUUUCUUGAAAAACGUACGAUUACAUUGGACCAGAAACAGGAUUUCUUUUUAGAAAAAUUAGAAAGGAAAUCUGAUAUAGAUCAUGAAUUAUUUUCCACAUAUAAUAAACGAUAUGAAGAUCGAGAGUUUUUAGCGAUGUAUGAAAAACGUAAAAGAUUGCCAUCAUUUGAAAAAAGAAACCAAAUAGUUAAUAUGGUGAAGAGCAAUCAAGUAGUUCUUAUAAGUGGAGAGACAGGCUGUGGCAAAACUACUCAAGUCCCUCAGUUUUUGCUUGAUGAAUACAUCAGUUCUUAUCAGGGAUCUCUGUGUAAAAUAAUCUGUACCCAGCCUAGGAGAAUAAGUGCCAUUUCUGUUGCUGAAAGAGUGGCUGCAGAAAGAGGAGAAGAUCUAGGGAUAAGUGUUGGUUAUCAAAUUCGUUUGGAUAGGAUCCUUCCCCGUAAAUAUGGUUCUAUUCUUUUUGUUACAACUGGUAUCAUCAUAAGACUGAUGGAAUCUGACCCAUCACUCAACACUAUUUCACAUUUGAUAAUUGAUGAAAUUCACGAAAGAGAUAUACACUCAGAUUUUCUACUCACCUUGGUGAAACAACUUAUAGUGAAGAGAACAGAUCUGAAAGUAAUACUUAUGAGUGCAACUUUGAAUGAGAAGCAAUUCAAGGAAUAUUUUGAUAAGUGCUGUCAUGUAGAAAUCAAGGGUCUCUCUCAUCAUGUCGAGGACUAUUAUUUGGAAGAUAUUUUAAAUAGAUUGAAUUAUUUUUUUCCAUCUAGUGCUUCAAGAACAGAGAGUAUGGAACGAAACACUAUGAUAUUUCAGACUAAAGUCAAGCCUUAUAUAAGUGAUGUAUUAGAAGGCCGUUAUCCAUAUGCAGUGUGUAGAGAACUUAAGAAACCACAUAGUGAAGAGCUAAACAUUGAUUUAAUCUUUAAACUGGCAGUGGAUAUCAGUCGAAAUGAAAGAGAAGGCUCUAUAUUAAUUUUUGUUACUGGCUACGAUGAUAUAAACAAAUUAUUUAACCGUUUCUAUGAUUUACCUGAAGACGAUUUCUUUGUUGUAGCCUUGCAUUCCGAAAUAGAAAUGGAAAAUCAAAUAAGAGUAUUCGAACCAUCACCACCUGGAGUACGAAAAAUAAUAAUUUCAACAAACAUUGCAGAAACAUCUAUCACAAUUGAUGACGUGGUGUAUGUUAUAGAUUCAGGAUGGGCAAAAAUAAAGGUAUACGAUCCUAAGACGAACACUGAAAAUUUACAACCGAGAUUCAUCUCAAAAGCUAAUGCUAUUCAAAGAAAAGGUAGAGCCGGUCGUUUGAGAGAAGGAAAAUGUUUUCAUCUCUACACUAAAGCGCGGUUUGAAAAUUUCUACGAGUUUCAGCGGCCAGAGAUAUUGAGGUGCAGGCUGGAAAGUUUAAUGUUGCAGAUGAAAUUCCUUCAGCUGGGGAAGGUUACAAGUUUUUUCAAUAAAAUGAUCGAUCAUCCAGAUAGUACUACGGUUGCAGCAUCUUUGAAAUUAUUGAAUGCGCUCGGUGCUUUGGAUGAAGAAGAAAGCUUGACGCCUUUGGGAUUCUACUUGGCGAAGCUUCCAAUCGCUCCCCAACUUGGAAAAAUGUUGUUACUUGGAGUAUUCUUCAAUUGUUUGGAACCUAUAAUGAAUAUUUCUGUAUGUUUGGAUUACAAAAGUCCUUUCAAUCUAGUUUUGAGAAGAAAUAACCAGUCGCGUGAACUUGAUCCAAGGAUAAUCGAGUUUGCUGAAGGCAUUAAAAGCGAUCACUUAUUGUUGCAUAAGGCAGUUUUCCUCUAUCAGAAAUUUGAUAAAAGAACAAGACAGCAAUAUUGCGAAAAAUAUAAUAUUAAUUCCACCGUUCUGGAUAUGCUAAAAAAAUUGAAGGUUGAAUUUAUGGAAAAUCUACUGUCGUUGGAACUUGUGCAAACAACUGAUUCAAACUUUAAAGAGUUAAAUACUAAUUCUACAAAUAUUGAGUUGGUGAAAUCAAUUGUUUCUGCAGGUCUAUAUCCAAAUCUACUUCUUGCCUGUACAAUAUCAGGACAGCCAAAAGUGUUGUUCAAAACAUUGGAUGAUACUAAGGUCGUUCUUCAUAAGAAAUCGAUUCUGUCAUGCGACAGAUUCUUUUCAUGUCCUUUACUUGCAUACUAUAACAAGUUAAAAACUAAUCUGGAUAUGGUAUUUGAUGUCACAGUAUGUUCCCCUUUACCUGUGAUAUUUUUUGGAGAUAAGUUUCGAAUUGAAAAGACUAUGCAUGAUAAUUACAUCAAUGUUAACAAACUGAGGUUCACCUGUGAUAAGAACACUUCAAGUAUUAUCGAACAACUGAGAGCUCAUCUUGAACACUACAUUUUGUUUCGGUUAACACAACCUGGAUUAAUGUUGCCAGCCAAUACCGACAAAUUUCUGAAAAUCAUGGUUGAUAUAUUGGCAAGUCCAGAAGUAUAAGUAGUUUGCAUUACAUAUAUUUCAGUUAUAAAUUUCGUGUUUAAUAAAUGUUUAUUCUGUGGAUAAAUUUCUAUAUUUAUUAUAUUAUUCUUUUAGCAAGUAAAUAAGCAAAGGAA
Molecule: messenger RNA, 3088 nt
Organism: Harmonia axyridis
Lineage: Eukaryota; Metazoa; Arthropoda; Insecta; Coleoptera; Coccinellidae
Product: ATP-dependent DNA/RNA helicase DHX36-like
Exons: 6
Coding region: 228-2972 (914 amino acids)
Cellular component (GO): intracellular anatomical structure; nucleus; cytoplasm
Molecular function (GO): G-quadruplex RNA binding; ATP binding; DNA helicase activity
Source: RefSeq, a predicted model, not a curated record